This is a messenger RNA of Thalassophryne amazonica, 2991 nucleotides long. It is a transcript of the gene serinc2, whose product is annotated as serine incorporator 2. The record is from RefSeq and is a predicted model, not a curated record. NCBI's taxonomy places the organism in Eukaryota, Metazoa, Chordata, Actinopteri, Batrachoidiformes, Batrachoididae. Gene Ontology annotation, cellular component: membrane. The coding region runs from base 116 to 1498 and encodes 460 amino acids. The transcript has 10 exons.
UCGUCUAAUUGAUGGUGGUGUGUUUCUUCCCGAAGUUUUGAGGCGUUUUUUUUUGUGUGUGUGUGUGUGUGUGUUUGGUUUUUCACCGUUUCUUGCUGUCGGGAAUUGAACCGACAUGGGAGCUUGUUUGGCUAUAAGUUCUCUUGCCAGCUGUGCAUCGUGUUUGUGUGGCUCGGCCCCUUGUCUCCUGUCAUCAUGCUGCCCGUCGACGUACAACUCCACCAUGACCCGCCUGGCCUUCUCCUUCCUCCUGCUGCUCGGAACCAUGGUGUCUGUCAUCAUGAUUCUUCCAGGCAUGGAGGAACACCUUAAAAAGAUUCCAGGUUUUUGUGUGGGCGGGACCACCAUUCCCUUCUCAGAGAACAAAGUGAACUGUGACAUCAUUGUUGGCUACAAGUCGGUGUACCGUAUGUGCUUCGCCAUGGCCUGCUUCUUCUUCCUCUUCGCCGUCAUCAUGAUCCGAGUGCGCAGCAGCAAGGACCCUCGAGCCGCCAUCCAAAACGGUUUCUGGUUUUUCAAGUUCCUGGUGCUGGUUGGCAUCACUGUCGGUGCGUUCUUCAUUCCAGAUGGGACCUUUAAUUCAGUGUGGUAUUACUUUGGUAUGGUGGGUUCUUUCAUCUUCAUUGUCAUCCAGCUCAUCCUGCUGGUGGACUUUGCCCAUUCCUGGAACCAGUCCUGGCUGGAGAAGGCAGAGGAUGGAAACCCAAAGUGCUGGUACACAGCUCUACUCUUCUUCACCAUUAUCCACUACGCUUUGGCCAUUGCCGGUGUCGUGCUUUUGUAUGUAUUUUACACUCUGCCUGAUGACUGCACAGAGCACAAGGUCUUCAUCAGCCUCAACCUCAUAUUCUGUAUCAUUGUGUCCAUUGUGUCCAUCCUGCCUAAAGUCCAGGAGGCUCAGCCAACCUCAGGUCUGCUCCAAGCUUCCCUCAUCUCCCUCUACACUAUGUACGUCACCUGGUCAGCCAUAACCAACAACGCCAAUCGUAAGUGUAACCCCAGCCUGUUGAGUCUGGUGAGUGGUACCACUCCAGUUCCACCUUUAGGACCAGUUCCCAGUCAACCUACAACAACCACCCAAUGGUGGGAUGCACAGGGCAUCGUGGGACUGCUCAUAUUCCUCUUCUGCACUCUUUAUGCCAGCAUCCGCUCCUCCAACAACACGCAGGUCAACAGGCUGAUGCAGACGGAGGAGGGGCGGGGUCUGACCAUCGCAGAGGAGGCUGAACCCGGAGAGGAUGGUGUCCGACGUGCUGUGGACAACGAGGAGGACGGAGUGACUUACAGCUACUGCUUCUUCCACCUCUGCCUCUGCCUGGCCUCCGUCUACAUCAUGAUGACUCUCACCAACUGGUACCAACCUGACAGCAACUAUGAGGCCAUGCAGACCUCCAUGCCGGCCGUCUGGGUGAAGAUCUGCUCCAGCUGGCUCGGCUUGCUCAUCUACCUUUGGACCCUGGUCGCCCCGCUGAUCUUCCCCGACAGAGACUUCAGCUGAGCAGUGUCUCUGUCGGUGACCGCUCACCUUUUCCUGUUUCUGCAUCGCUUCAACAAGAUCGCAACAUUUGAUUCAGAUUUAAAAUCAGAUAUUGAGAGAGUUCAAAUGCUUCAUUUAGUAUCGCCUGGUGUUACUGACUUUAUAAUGUAUUUAUAUGUUUGCCUGGUUUGGAUUUUGCAGUAGUGGGGGAUUGUGGUUGGAAUGUACUUUAAUCCUGUGUUCCCGGUUUAAAGCUACCGUAUGUAAGAUUUAGUGUCAUCUAGAAUUGAGUUUGCAGAAUGCAUUAUGCCAUUACUUAUAUUGUUCCUCCUCACGUUUUCACUCCUUUGCCGAUUGUGAUUCGAGCUCUUGUGAUAAACAGGAUGUGAGAUCCUCCGUUUCACAAAGGUGAGGGUUCUCGGACUCGUUAGCUAACAGCCAGUCGACUGUGUGCAGGGGAACAAUCACUGGUUUCUCCUUUGUUCUUCACUCUUCCAGCUGCAGUUUCAAAUGCAAAUGAUGGAGUAAGUUUGUCUGUUUUGGGCUGCUGUAGCAUUAUAGGUCUGCAGUACACCAGUCUCCAGGAGGGGGCGCACUGCCAUGCAGAUACAUCGGGGCUCAAGCUGAACUCAUGAAAAUGCAGGGGUGCGUUGUUGUAGGUAGUUAUCCACUAAUGAGCAGAUGGUUAUGAAUGUGGUACUCUGAUGGUUCUCGAGGACCAGGUUGAGCGCCACUGUGAUAAUAAAGGCCUGUAAAUCCUCCAGCCUGUAACUUUAACUGAUGUCUUCUGUUUAAUUUGAGGACUUACACUAGAACAGGAAAAGACACUUUGGUGAAAUUGAUGUUUGCUUUUCUGUCACUACGUUCACAUUCUGUGUGGAGAAUCAGUAAAAUGUUUUCUGUAUCUCAGAUGACAUACAUUCCUUUUUUUUAAAUUGUGCGUGUUUGUAGUCAAAGUGCCUUAUUAUAGUCUGCCUGAGUUAUUGCUGAGGACAGUUUGUAUUUUUGAUUUCAUUAAUAUCUUACUGAUUUUUAGAGCUGCAAUGACAUUUUGAUAAUCAGUGAAUUGUUUUGCGUUAUUAAAAAAUAUGCAACUGCUCUGAUUUUAGCUUUUUCAAUGUGAAUAUUUUCAGGUUUCAGUUUUGUUUUGUUUUUUAAUCUGUCUGACAGUAAAUUGAAUAUAUUUGGGCUGCAGACAAAAAAAAACUACACACACCAAACAUUUGAAGACCUUAUCUGCAGUUCUUGAUAACGUCUUUUAAUGUUUUAUGGACUUAACAGCUCAUCAUUUAGUUGACAAUCUAAUCGAUCAUUUAUGAAAGUAAAUACUUGCAGUUCUGACUUGAGUGCAGCCAGUAAAACUGGCAGUGCAGAGAAGAGCUCUGCCUGUAGGUGGCACUGUUGGGUUUCAGCUUGGGUUUACACACACACACACACACACAGUGUAUUAUGGGACACAGUUUAUUUCUGCAGUUAUUUUAUGUAUAUUGUACAAAAUAAAUAAAAAUGUCAUC